This is a messenger RNA of Petromyzon marinus (sea lamprey), 4741 nucleotides long. RefSeq names its product D-2-hydroxyglutarate dehydrogenase (gene D2HGDH). Lineage: Eukaryota; Metazoa; Chordata; Hyperoartia; Petromyzontiformes; Petromyzontidae. Gene Ontology annotation, molecular function: catalytic activity; FAD binding. Gene Ontology annotation, cellular component: mitochondrion. The record is from RefSeq and is a predicted model, not a curated record.
ACAAUGCGCUCGCCCUCAGCUUGCUCGUGGUGGAGGCGGCGAACGAAGCUUCUCAGCCGGGUUUGGUGCGAGUCGCCAUGCAGAGAGAGCGCCGCGAUAAUCGUGAGCGCAGCCACCACAACAACAACAACCACAACAACAACAACCACCACAGCCGCUAGAAGGCUGCUCCUCCACACUUCGCACAGCCUCGGCAGUGCUGAGCCUCAACUCGGCCCUGAGGCGGAGGGAUAUAGCGACCUCCAUCGCCCACUUAACGCCCCACUCACAAGCCCCACUAACCCGCCUCACUUUCACGCACAACGUACACACACACACGCACGGCGCCGCACACUUCAAGGUGCACACACACUCAGUUGAACGGGGGAGGGAGGGGUGGAAGACUCCAAAGUGAGACCGGGCGAGUGUCGUGGGCGAGCGGUGACCCGCGGCCCCUGACGCACUGCGGGGCUACGUACGGCGCAAAAGAAGUUCAAAACACCAUUGUGCCACGAGAGCUGCGAUGAACCUCUCGCGUCCGUCGUCCUUGCCUGGCCUACGCCGCAUGUGCCGCUUAUGGCCUCUGAGUCGUGCGCCAGGGAGAAACGCGGCGCAUCGGCCUUGGUGCUGUCGGACGUCUUUGCGUACAAGGAGUCACGUGACAAGCAGUUCGCAAGGUGACAACCGUUAGAUGUGCUGAUGGAGGUGGAAUCGAGUCACGGUAUUGGAGGUGGCAUGGUACGAGCAGACCUGAGCAAGAUGACGCAUCCAGUGGUGAAACGAGGCCCUUUCUCGCUAUUGGAGCCUCGGGACAUAGAGGUUUUCCAAGCUCUGCUGCCAGAACGCGUCAUCACGGAUCCAGACGUGCUGAGAGCUUCUUGUACUGACUGGCUGGGGAAUUGUCCUGGAAAUAGUGUCCUUAUGCUGAGACCACGCACCACCAAAGAAGUGUCCGAGAUACUCAGGUACUGCAAUGAGCGUCAGCUGGCGCUGACACCCCAGGGAGGAAACACGGGGCUCGUAGGAGGCAGCGUGCCACUGUUCGAUGAGAUUAUUGUCUCCACUUCCUUGAUGGAUGAAGUCGUCAGCUUCAAUCCACUCUCAGGUGUGCUGGUUUGCCAGGCUGGCUGUGUCUUGGAACGCUUGCAUAACUAUCUGUCAGAGCACGGGCACAUAAUGCCAUUGGACCUUGGUGCCAAGGGAAGCUGUCAGAUCGGAGGCAAUGUGUCAACUAAUGCUGGAGGAGUGCGGCUUAUCCGUUACGGGUCUCUUCGUCACACAGUACUGGGGGUCGAGGCUGUGCUGGCUGAUGGUACGGUACUGGAUCUACUGACCACGUUGCGGAAGGACAACACAGGCUAUGACCUGAAGCAGCUGUUCCUGGGAGGAGAAGGCACGCUGGGCCUGGUGACUGCGGUGGCACUUGCCUGCCCCAGAAUGCCCAGCUCACAAAACGUUGCUUUCCUAGGCUGUCAAAGUUUUGAUGCUGUGCUGAAGACGUUUGAGCUUGCAAGGCACAGACUGGGAGAAACGCUGUCGGCCUUUGAAUUUCUGGAUGAAGUUUGCAUGUGGCUGGUGAACACUCACCUGGCGUUGGCCAACCCCGUCACUGAGCACCCUUUCUACGUCCUGGUGGAGACCGCCGGCUCGUGCGGCCGGCACGACGACGAGAAGAUGCAGGACUUCCUGCAAGAGGCGAUGGAGACAGCCCACGUGUCGGCAGGGACGCUGGCAACAGACCCCUCCAAAGUGCAGGCACUGUGGAGUGUACGUGAACGCAUCACAGAGGCACUUUCGCGUGAUGGUUUUACCUAUAAAUAUGAUGUGUCGCUGCCAACGGAGGACAUUUACAACUUGGUUGUGGAGACGCGACGGGUGUUUCAGGGUGAAUCCAAGCACAUUGUGGGCUACGGACAUCUGGGUGACGGUAACCUGCACCUGAAUGUCACGGUGCCGGCUCAUGAUGCCGACUUCAAGAAGCGACUGGAGGAGCUGGUGUACGGUUGGACGGCGCGGUGCCGAGGCAGCGUGAGUGCGGAGCACGGGGUGGGCACAUUCAAACGGCACGUCCUGGCAAGCACCAAAUCGCCCGUGGCACUUGGCAUCAUGCGAGGCAUCAAACAGCUGCUCGACCCGAAGGGAAUCCUCAACCCGUACAAGAUCUUGGCGGAUUGAUCAUGCACAGCCACAUGACGCUCUGUAAUACAAACGAGUUGUGUGAUGGACAUUGAGACGUUAUCAGGGUAAGGUUUCUCCAGUGAAUGUCAACAUGUGUUUUGUGCCUAUAUGGGGAAACAAAAGUUAAAUUGAAUGAAACGGUACAUUCAUUAAAUUAUACAUGUUUAAAACAAUUUAUUUUGAAAAUUUUAAUUACAUUGGUAAAUACUGGUUUGAAAAAUAAAGUGUGUAAUCCUAACGUGUAACAAAAGUUUGUUUUAUUCCCAGAAGCCCUCAAAAGCUUGUUCCUCAUUCAGCAAAUUUGUCAACAAAUAACAAAAACUCAUUAUCAAAAACACUAUGGCCUUAAAGUAUAAGGGGGAAAACAUAUAAUAAAUAAAUUAACAAAUCAGGCUUUUAACCUGCACAAUAUUUACUCACUUUCGAAGUGAGAGCAUGACUCAGAGGUACUAGGAGGAACCACAAGACGAGCAGGAAUUCCCCUCUCCCAAGCUCUGCAGUCCUCUAUAUAUCAAUGUCUGAGCGGUCAAUUCAUGAGUGGUUACAUUAAAAGGAAAUCCGAGCACCCCGAGAUAACCCACGUGUGUGAGGGGGCAACGCUCUAUCCCAUACAGGGAUGGAAUAGGUGGAGUCCACAUGUGCUGUAUUGCCUUUUGGCAAGCCAUGGUAUAUGACUCCUCGAUGCCAACGGGAAGGGAGUUUCCACAACAGUUGUGAUCCGCCAACCCCUCGUCUCCACAGUGGUAGAUUAGAAACCACCACCGCCCCACUAAUAGGCGACGUUUCAGGCAAUGACCCUUCUUUAUAGAGAACAGAUGUAGUGAAAAAUAGUUGCAAGAUGCACUAUAUACCAUGGGGCCCUGAUAAGAAAUAUUUAAAUGUUUAAUUAUUAGGGCAGCACGGCAUUCUAUCAUAGUUUAAUCAUGUGUAAUGUCCUUAGUCGUGAAUACUACAGGGAUUACUCCAACACAGGUCCAAUUAUUCCAGAAAAUUAGAGUUAGAGUUCAACACACGAGCUUGUUAUAAUCAGACAUCCGCAUUCCUGUAUGUCGUUUAAUAACGCGGUCUGUUCUGAUGUUCAUUAAACUGAAACAAACCAAAUAUUAGUUGUAAAUGCAGAUGUUUAAGAUACCAUGAUCAAACUCGGUGUUCAAAUGUCACUGCUAUUAUCAGCUCGCGAUUAUUUUGAGCAUGUGACAAAACACGGAAAAUGCAUAACGUGUGGCGUUCACGUGAUGCACCAAAAUACAAUGCACUCCCCACAAGCUUGAGAAGCCACCCCUCCCAUAGACAGUCUCUCAGUGGUACUGCCCCACCCUUCAUCAGUAACAUUCAAAACACAACGAUAAUUACGUGAAAUCAUUUAUUGAGUUUUUUUAAAAUAUCAAAUAGGCAAGUAAACAAUAUUGAUCACAUUUGUGAACACAAAGAACUCUACACAGAGCAACUUUUGCCGUGUUUCCACAAUCGAUUGCCAAUGGACCAAAGACGUGCUUCGACCUGAACUGUACCUCAUCUCCCAUCCACAAUGACCCAGUUUAGUCCAGAAUUAGUUUUGUUUAGCCAGACGAUAACUCAAGAGUCAAGGACGGCCUCGCAUGCAAGAGGCACCUGGGUCACCAAAUAAUCCGAACCCAGGAGAGCACACCACAUCAGGAAUCUAGGCAGCAUCAGGGUGGUGGUGGUAAUGGUCGGGAAGUAAUGAGCGCAGGUUAUCUAACUCCUGAGGUUAAAUGUCCACACCGUGUGUCUGUUUGACACUGUUAAUUGGUUAAAUGGUUGAGUGGGUUUGAGUGAGAUGAGCGAUAUCACGGCUGAUGCUUCUUGUAGCUACGGUGACAACGAAGCAAUGUCACGGGUCCUGCCGCCAUUGGUCCAACGUCAGCACUGACAGUGGUGCUGUCUCUGCACGGUCCCGGCAUGCUCAUGGCCGCGGAGGCCUACUCUUAGUUGUAUGCACGUGGCCUGAUGACGGAACACCGUGAUUACAAUAUGCUGUGGAAACUCGGCAUGAUAGAGCUCCAUAGACAUUACUCGCCCUCAAAGUAAACAGAGGCCCUCACUCAGGAUUGGAGCGCAGCACAGAGACACAACAAGAAGCCCUAGCUCCGUCACUUUAAUUCUCUGUUGCAUGGCAAGACCUUUACUCCUUAACGGGCAUGGUGAUGUGUAGGAUCUGCAAAUAAAGCACAACACUUUGAGUGAAUGAUCCAUAAGUAUUUUGCAGUACUCGGUCUAUACUUGUGGCAGCAUUCUACUCUGAAGUAUGAUUAGUUACACAUUUGGAUAUAACUUAAGUCAUACGAGGCCAACUAAAACUCAGGAAUUAUAUCUGUAUACAGUCUAGGGUGCCACUCACUGUGCAUAUGGAAACGUGAAGUUUCAGUUUAAUGGGAUCACACCCACCUAUCAAUUUGUUACUGUUGGUGUAAAAGUCAAUAGCUGAGAAUCUUGUUCUACUCCGUUCAAAGUUACAGGUUACUCAAGAUCCUGUGCCUACUACAUUCUGACUGCGUGUAUCGACUGCAUUUUUCAAUUCUGUCAAGCACCAAACACACAUUAAAGGAAUGUCUUUAAAACGAGA